CACCCAUGUACACGUGACAAUCCCGGAUGUCAACAAACGAUAUCAACAACAGGGAAGUGUCAACGCUUCGUUGUUACAGAUUUUCCAAUGGAUUAACCGACAUUUGAUAAUUAAUGAAUGUUACAGUCAGUCGUGUACAUUCUGAAAGGUACUAUGAGUGAUAGUUGAUUCUACGCUAGUUUAGCAUUUGACGAAGACUUUCAACAUGAGGUCCGAUUCUCCUCUCUCCAGCGUCAACGUAGUGCUUGUUAUGGCCUACGGAAGUCUGAGCGACACUGUUGAUUGUGGCCUUUGGAAUGUUGUCCCACUUCACUUCAAUGGCUGAACGAAGUUGCAGGAUAUUGGCGGCAACUGAAACACGUUAUCGUACACAUCGAUCCAGAGCAUCCAAACAUGGUGACAUGUCUGGUGAGUAUGCAGGCCAUGGAAGAACUGGGACAUGUUAUCGUACACUUCGAUCCAGAGCAUCCAAACAUGGUGACAUGUCUGGUGAGUAUGCAGGCCAUGGAAGAACUGGGACAUGUUAUCGUACACAUCGAUCCAGAGCAUCCAAACAUGGUGACAUGUCUGGUGAGUAUGCAGGCCAUGGAAGAACUGGGACAUGUUAUCUUACACUUCGAUCCAGAGCAUCCAAACAUGGUGACAUGUCUGAUGAGUAUGCAGGCCAUGGAAGAACUGGGACAUGUUAUCGUACACAUCGAUCCAGGACAUCCAAACAUGGUGACAUGUCUGGUGAGUAUGCAGGCCAUGGAAGAACUGGGACAUGUUAUCGUACACAUCGAUCCAGAGCAUCCAAACAUGGUGACAUGUCUGGUGAGUAUGCAGGCCAUGGAAGAACUGGGACAUGUUAUCGUACACAUCGAUCCAGAACAUCCAAACAUAGUGACAUGUCUGGUGAGUAUGCAGGCCAUGGAAGAACUGGGACAUGUUAUCGUACACAUCGAUCCAGAACAUCCAAACAUAGUGACAUGUCUGGUGAGUAUGCAGGCCAUGGAAGAACUGGGACAUGUUAUCGUACACAUCGAUCCAGAGCAUCCAAACAUGGUGACAUGUCUGGUGAGGAUGCAGGCCAUGGAAGAACUGGGACAUGCUAUCGUACACAUCGAUCCAGAACAUCCAAACAUGGUGACAUGUCUGGUGAGUAUGCAGGCCAUGGAAGAACUGGGACAUGCUUAGCCUCCAGGAUUUGUGUUCAGAUCCUUGCUACAUGGUGCUGUGCAUUAUCAUGCUGAAACAUGAGGUCAUGGUGGUGGAUGAAUGACACAACAAUGGGCCUCAGGAUCUUGUCACGGUAUCGCUGUGCAUUCAAUAUAAUGCAAUUGUGUUCAUUGUCCGUGGUUAGAGCAUUGGGCCAGUAACCGAAAGGUUGUUAGAUCGAAUCCCAGAGUUGACAAGGUAAAAAUCUGUCGUUCUGCACCUGAACAAGGCAGUUAACCCACUGAUCAUAGGCCGUCAUUGUAAAUAAGAAGUUGUUCUUAACUGACUUGCCUAGUUAAAUAAAUAAAAAAUGUUUUUAUUUAUUUAUGCCUGCUCAUACCAUAACCCCAAUGCCACCAUGGGGCAGUCUAUUCACAACAUUGACAUAAGCAAACCGCUGGCCCACACAACGCCUUACAGGUGGUCUGCGGUUGUGAGGCCGGUUGGACUUACUGCCAAAUUCUCUAAAGCGAUGUUGGAAGUGGCUCAUGGUAGAGAAAUUAACAUUACAUUAUCUGGCAACAGCUCUAGUGGACAAUCCUGCAGUCAGCAUGCCAAUUUCACGCUCCCUCAACUUGAGACACAUGUGGCAUUGUGUUGUGUGACAAAAUGGCACAUUUUAGAGUGGCCUUUUAUUGUCCCCAGCACAAGGUGCAACUGUGUAAUGAUCAUGCUGUUUAAUCAGCUUCUUGAUAUGCCACACCUGUCAGGUGGAUGGAUUGUAUUGGCAAAGAAGAAAUGCUCACUAACAUGGUUGUAAACAAAUUUGUACACAAUUAUUUCUGUGGUCUUUUAUUUCAGCUCAUGAAACAUGGGACCAACACUUUACAUGUUGCAUUUAUAUUUUUGUUCAGUGUAUAUCUUGCUUGCCAAAUUCUAUAUUGUGUCACCCCCUUCUAGAACAUACUCCUCUGGAUAGGUUGAUGUCUCUUCUAGGACAUACUCCUCUGGAUAGGUUGAUGUCUCUUCCAGGACAUACUCCUCUGGAUAGGUUGAUGUCUCUUCUAGGACAUACUCCUCUGGAUAGGUUGAUGUCUCUUCUAGGACAUACUCCCCUGGAUAGGUUGAUGUCUCUUCCAGGACAUACUCCUCUGGAUAGGUUGAUGUCUCUUCUAGGACAUACUCCUCUGGAUAGGUUGAUGUCUCUUCUAGGACAUACUCCUCUGGGUAAGUUGAUGUCUCUUCUAGGACAUACUCCUCUGGGUAGGUUGAUGUCUCUUCUAGGAUAUACUCCUCUGGAUAGGUUGAUGUCUCUUCUAGCACAUACUCCUCUGGGUAGGUUGAUGUCUCUUCUAGGACAUACUCCUCUGGAUAGGUUGAUGUCUCUUCUAGGACAUACUCCUCUGGAUAGGUUGAUGUCUCUUCUAGGACAUACUCCUCUGGAUAGGUUGAUGUCUCUUCUAGGACAUACUCUUCUGGAUAGGUUGAUGUCUCUUCUAGGACAUACUCCUCUGGAUAGGUUGAUGUCUCUUCUAGGACAUACUCCUCUGGAUAGGUUGAUGUCUCUUCUAGGACAUACUCCUCUGGAUAGAUUGAGGUCUCUUCUAGGACAUACUCCCCUGGAUAGGUUGAUGUCUCUUCUAGGACAUACUCCUCUGGAUAGAUUGAUGUCUCUAAUGUACAGAGGUCUGUGUCUCCAGGUGUUUGUGCUGCUGUUCAUCUUUGUGAAGAGGCAGAUAAUGCGCUUCGCCAUGAAGUCUCGUAGAGGACCACAUGUACCCUUGGGCCACAACGCUCCAAAGGAGCUGAGACAGGAGAUAGACUCUGGUCUGUCCAAGGUUCAGGAGAUCCGCUUUGAGCCACGCCUGCUGUCUGAACAGGACGACAGACUACAGAGUGGCGGUUGCUAUGACUACCUGUACAGAAUGAGGGCACUAGAUGCCAUACGAGACUCUGAUAUUCCGUUCAGUGAGUUGGGAGGGACUCCCACAGCUGUGACAGGGAGGAGAUUCCGCGCCUGGCUUCUAGAUCUGAGGAGUUCCCAUUCCCUGUUCUGCAGCAGCCGUAGUUCCCUCAUAGACACACUGCUGGAGGGCUACCACAACGCUCGCCACGGCACCGGGGUGUUUGGAGAAGCAGAGUUAGUCAAAUACAAGGAAGCCCUGAACGAACUGGCCUCUGUUGUGAAGAGCCACUCCAGUUCCACCAGUCUGGACCAGCAGCACCAGUUAGCAGCUAAAGACUUGACCAGUACCCCAGAGCCCACCCCCCCCUCUCCCCCCUCCCAGGUCACAUACCUGCCAUCAGCUGGGCAACGCACCAAACGACCAAAACACUUCCUGGAACUCAAGAACUUUAAAGACAAGUACAACACCUUGGAAAGCACAUUCUGAGAACUACAAUCUCCUAUGGCAUAACACGAGAAACUACAAUUCCCUACAGCAUACCUUGAGAAACGACAACUUGCUGCCUCUGACAACUGCAACUCCCUAGAAAACAACCUGAAAACUACAACAACUCCUCUGCUACCACUUUAAAUCUGUUUUGUCGCGACUACUGGACUCCCUUUCCUUCUCUAUUUCCAAAGUAGAUGGCCUAGUGAGAAAAACAACCCCUGAACAAGGCAGUUAACCCACUGUUCCUAGGCCGUCAUUGUAAAUAAGAAUUAGUUCUUAACUGACUUGCCUAGUUAAAUAAAGGUAGUGAUAAGUAGAGCUCCUGGAGGUGACAGAUACUGGAGUUUGUGUUAAAAGAAGAGGUUGGUGAGUUAGUUUAGUGAGAGACUUGUUAGGGUUGGUACAUGGUACAGUUGGGAAGACUGGAGCACAGCAGGAUUAACAGUAGCAUAGCACAGCAGUAUAGGAAUGACAGUAACAUUACGCUGCCUUACUAGUCCUGAGGAAAAACACUGCCUACUAUCUAUCAUGCAUCUCACAUAAUAAAUAGUGCACUAGAUUUAAGCUUAUUUGACGUUAAACAUCGUUGUGAAGUUUUGCACAGACUUUGCAGGUAGAUCACAUGUAGGGCUAUGCAAAAGAGACCAGACAAGCUACAUGCAGUUUCUAUGCAGAAUGCAUUAAUGCAGUGUUUCCCAAACUUGGUCCUGGGGACCCGAAGUGGUGCACGUUUUGGGUUUUGCCCUAGCACUACACAACUGACUCAAAUAAUCAACUAAUCAUCAAGCUUUGAUUAUUUGAAUGAGCUGUGUCAUCCUAGAGCAGAACCUGAAAUGUACAUCUCUUGGGGUCCCCAGGACUGAGUUUGGGAAACGCUGCAUUAAUGCACAGUGUUAGAGUAAGACUUGUUUAUAAUGUGUUCAGUGCUAACUAAGCUAUUGAUGGACUAACAUUAUAGCAGACCAGUGUUCCUCACAAUGGCCCUAGAGAGCUACAGUACAGGCUGUGCAGGCUUUUGUUCCCGCCUAGCACUAACACACCUCCAAUCAAGCUGAUUAGUAGAAUCCGGUUAGUCACUGUUGAGCUGGAACAGUACAGCCUGUAACUCUGCAGGACCAGGACAGAAGAACUAUGGAUUAUUCCAGUAUUACUGCUAGGCAUUUCCAGUGUUAUUGUUCUGUUGCCAGCACUUGUUUUGGGCAGAGCCAUGUAUUUACAUAUAUAUUGCUCUGGUUUAGGGCUAGUGUUACAAGGAAAUUAACAUGUUACACAGUCUGACGGUUGUCUAUUUGCUGCAUAAAAAUGAUUGUACAAUCUAAAAAGUAUAAUGUUUUUUUGUUGUUGCUGAAAUCUUUUUUUGUAUUCCAUUUUUAAAGAUAAUUAUUUAGAAUAAAGCAUUCAUGUUAAGUGCCCUUUUUCUUGAAUGGAUGAUUUUAAUACAAUUAAAUAAUUAAAUUAGUAUGUAUGCAUGGUUGAAUACUAAAACCGUAAUAUAUUCUUAAUGAGUUGGCUAUAAAGCCUGGGUUCCAGUCCGAUAUAUUUUUAAUGAGGGGUAAGUUGGCUAUAACGCCUGGGUUCCAGUCUGAUAUAUUCGUAAUGAGGUGUGAGUUGGCUAUAUAGCCUGGGUUCCAGUCAGUUUCUGCUUUAACCAAUCCCCUCUCUCUUACAGCAGAAACAGACUGGUAUGGUACCCAGGCUCAUAUGAAUCGUCAGUGGAGUUAUCUAAAGCACCUACAGAUGUGGGACCAGGCUAGAGAUUUAUGGAUGAUUGUAGCAAUGCUCCUCCAAUCAAAUGUGAACCGCUUCAGAAGUGUGUUUGAAUCUAAUGAGUUGUGUGUAUGAUUGGGACCAGAGGAGGCUGGUGAGGAGAGGACACCUCAAUAAUGGAUAGAACUGAAGGGUAACUAACAUGAAAAAUCAGGUGUUUUAUUUGUUUAAUACCAUUCCAUCCCAGCCAUUACUAUGGCCUGAUAAUAGUGCUGAACAGGCUGCUUUGUUUUAAUGGACUCCCCUGAUCUAUCCUCUGUGCAUUGUAAUACAUACUGCAGCUGCCAUUCCAUUAAAGUGGUACCACUGGACCAGA
Messenger RNA from Oncorhynchus kisutch (coho salmon), 5616 nucleotides. RefSeq lists its product as uncharacterized. NCBI's taxonomy places the organism in Eukaryota, Metazoa, Chordata, Actinopteri, Salmoniformes, Salmonidae. Gene Ontology annotation, biological process: phagocytosis. Bases 2121 to 3530 code for a protein of 469 amino acids. The record is from RefSeq and is a predicted model, not a curated record. The transcript has 7 exons.